AUGGUUCACAGUCGACAUCUCCACUGGGUACUGGCGGAGAGCUGUCCACAGUCUUCGGAGUACUGCCUGCAGUGUUCGGAGUACUGGACGCCUCUGGGAACUACACUACUCAUGCUUUCGUGUGGCCGGCACAAGGAUGGGACGUAAUUACUGCUGAGUUCCAUGUGUGCUUGGCUACACAGGCCUCUAUCGAGCGACUAUUUUGGGUAGCGUGGCAAGCGGAGACCUGGACAGGACCCAUGUCCGUGGCAGUCUUUGUGCCGGGUUCCGAGUAUGCUGUGGCGGCUGCCAUGGUAUCCUACUUGCGACGUUGUUUUCCCAACGUUCAGGAAAAAGUAUCAUUCCACUUGGUGCACCCCAGAACACGGCCUCCCCGUUCAUCGCCAAUCCCAGAGUUGCUUGAUCUCAGCUGUGACGAUCCUGAGGAAUCCAACAAGAUCUUAAUGAGUCUUAGGGACGAGAAUGAGACGAGGGAGCGCCGCUAUCCACAGAACUUAAUGAGGAACUUGGCUAGAAGGACGUGUCAGUGUGAGUACUCCCUCACCAUCGAUAUUGAUAUGCUAACACCGCCAUAUAUGUCUGAAAAUCUCACCAAAUUCCUCUCUGGAGGGACUGAUGGGACUCCAUGCUGGAAGUGUGCUUAUGUGAUCCCUGUGUACGAGCUAGACACUUCAGUUGAAUAUCCUCCUGAUGAUAAGAAGGAAUUGCUUAGACUUCUCCUGAAGGGCCUAGCACGACGCUUCCACAUUAAGGUAUACGCAAAGAACCAGGGUAACUCCCACCUGGAGUACUGGGAGGUGGAGCCAGGUAGUGGGUCGCCACAGGACUACACAGUGCUGUACAAUAUCACCACUUUUGAAGAGUUCUGGGAACCUGUGCUCAUCCUGCCCUACACAGCGCCGCCCUUCGAUGAGAGAUUCAUCGGCUACGGCUUUACCAGAAACAGUCAGGUGUAUGAGUUACAUUGCCGUGGUUACCAGUUCAGAGUUCUAGACAAAGCCUUUCUCACCCACCGAGGCUUCCAGACCACCACGUCAUACACCCCAACUCGCUUUGCUCAGAUUGAGAUCAACCGGCUGCGCUACCAGAUGUUCAAGAGAGAGCUCCACGCCCGUAUGGGUCUUCCCCCACCACCCGCUCUAGGAGGACCGCCUCUCCGCCAGCAGCUACCCGCCCUUAUCUUUGGCAAGCCUCGCACCCGCCUCCCGCCACCCAAAAUCAUUAAUUCCUCCAAGAAACACUCUAAUCUGCCUCACAACAUCCUCACCUUCCCCAGGAAAACCCCCAACCUGGCCAAAAACACAAAAAGCUGAAGCCAGUCCAGGAAGCUUCACUCAGGGAGGAAGACCAUGGUAGACCUGGUGUUUAUAGUUGGAGAUGUUGAUGGAGAUGAUGUUACUGGAGGUGUGGAUGGAAGAGAUGAUGCUGGAGGUGUGGAUGGAAGAGAUGAUGCUGGAGGUGUGGAUGGAAGAGACGAUGCUGGAGGUGUGGAUGGAAGAGAUGAUGCUGGAGGUGUGGAUGGAAG
Molecule: messenger RNA, 1525 nt
Organism: Cherax quadricarinatus
Lineage: Eukaryota; Metazoa; Arthropoda; Malacostraca; Decapoda; Parastacidae
Source: RefSeq, a predicted model, not a curated record